AUGCCGUUCGAACUCCCCCCGCUGCCCUACCCCAUGGACGCCCUCGAGCCGUACAUAAGCAGAGAGACUCUCGAGUACCACUAUGGGAAGCACCACGCGGCUUACGUGAACAACUUGAACAAACUCGUCGAGGGCAAGCCCGAGGCUUCCAAGACCCUCGAGGGUGAGAUCCGCCCCAAACCCUAA
This is a messenger RNA of Eimeria necatrix, 186 nucleotides long. Its product is annotated as superoxide dismutase, putative. The transcript has 2 exons. Gene Ontology annotation, molecular function: superoxide dismutase activity; metal ion binding. NCBI's taxonomy places the organism in Eukaryota, Apicomplexa, Conoidasida, Eucoccidiorida, Eimeriidae. Gene Ontology annotation, biological process: superoxide metabolic process. Bases 1 to 186 code for a protein of 61 amino acids. The record is from RefSeq and is a predicted model, not a curated record.